Messenger RNA from Caenorhabditis elegans, 1157 nucleotides. RefSeq names its product R-RAS related (gene ras-1). NCBI's taxonomy places the organism in Eukaryota, Metazoa, Nematoda, Chromadorea, Rhabditida, Rhabditidae. The record is from RefSeq and is marked reviewed. Gene Ontology annotation, molecular function: GTPase activity; GTP binding. Gene Ontology annotation, biological process: signal transduction. Gene Ontology annotation, cellular component: plasma membrane; membrane.
AAAAAGGUUUUUUUUUGCAGUUCGUCGGUCGUCUCUUCAACUUCUUCAAAGUUUUGUCCCAAAUUUUUAUCUUUGUCCAAAAAAAAACUACCGAUGGGCGGCCGGAGCAACUCAGCCACCACAGCCGCCCAACAAAAUGCAGUGCUCCGAAUCGUUGUCGUCGGCGGUGGAGGUGUCGGGAAAUCGGCGUUGACCAUACAGUUUAUACAGAGGUACUUUGUGCAGGACUACGACCCGACGAUCGAAGACUCCUACACCAAACAAUGUUUCGUCGACGAGGAUCUUUGCAAACUGGAAAUCCUUGACACUGCUGGACAGGAGGAGUUUUCCACGAUGCGAGAGCAGUAUUUGCGAACGGGGAGCGGUUUUUUAAUUGUGUUUGCAGUUACUGACAGGAAUAGUUUCGAAGAGGUCAAAAAGCUACACGAAUUAAUAUGCCGAAUCAAGGAUCGAGAUGAUUUUCCAAUUAUACUAGUGGGCAAUAAAGCAGAUUUGGAAAAUGAGAGACACGUAGCCCGACAUGAAGCCGAGGAGCUCGCACACCGACUCUCAAUACCAUAUUUGGAGUGCUCGGCAAAAAUUCGAAAAAAUGUUGAUGAAGCGUUUUUUGAUAUUGUGAGAUUAGUCAGAAAAUACCAACAUGACGAGCGCAUGCCCAUCCACCCCCAUGACGAUCGGAAGCUCGAAUCACCGAUCAAGCUGAAGAAGAAAAAGAAUUGCAGGAUUCAAUAAACUCCAGAAACUCAAUUAAUCUAUUCCAGUCCGAUACGACAUUCAACAUUGGAAGAUACUUCAAAAACCUUCAAAAAAUGUGAAUAGUCGAACCGGAGAGUCAAUCCUUCAUGACUUUCAUACGAUAUACUGCACCCUCUUCUGAAAAUUUUUAACUUGCUGCCUUUAAACUCCUUCUCUCCACUUCAAAACGGGAUUUCUUUGGUUUUCUAUUGCUUUUAAAAUGUUUUUUUUUCCUCUGAUUCUAGCCCCUUCUUGUACAGUUCCAACAAAAUAUUUAUUCCAUAUCCUACCACCCUACCCGUUGUGCCCGUUAUCCCGAGUACAAAUCUCUCUCAAAUUUCGACCAAAAAUCUGAUAUGCGCUCUACUGAUAGCCCUGUGAACCCAUUUUCUUUUAGAGUAAUAAAAAACGUGAGAAUAUUU